Molecule: messenger RNA, 3966 nt
Organism: Pteropus alecto (black flying fox)
Lineage: Eukaryota; Metazoa; Chordata; Mammalia; Chiroptera; Pteropodidae
Gene: CDH3
Product: cadherin 3
Exons: 20
Coding region: 842-3325 (827 amino acids)
Biological process (GO): cell morphogenesis; homophilic cell-cell adhesion; cell-cell junction assembly
Cellular component (GO): plasma membrane; catenin complex; cytoplasm
Molecular function (GO): calcium ion binding; cadherin binding
Source: RefSeq, a predicted model, not a curated record
AUCUCUUCCGCCCCCGACGCGGGCGCUGGGCGGUGUUUGCUCGGCUCGCUUCUUGUACUUGGAUGCUUGGUUCCAGUGUGUUCUCCGCGCUCGGUGUUCGCUUCCCUCUGAGAGGACGCUGUCUCUCCCCGGCGUCCUGCUGUCAGUGCGAGGCUAUCGUCCAGCGGCCGCCAACUGCUGCUGGUGCCCCAAGGCCAGAACACCUCAGGCCAACUCCUCCCCUCUUCUUUCGCGCUUUGCCGGGUGGCUAGAUACGGUUAGCUCCUAUCACGUGACCUACUGGACAAAAUUGGGAUAAAUUGAAGCGUAUGAGAUUAUCUAGUUAUUGUAAGCAUCUUGUUUAACUAAGUGGAAAAGAAAGUAUGUUGGUGAAGGGGCACUGCUCAGAAGAAAGUCCUGGCACUCCAGUCCCAACAACAGCGAGCACACAGCGUGUUUGUGCCCUAAACCAGGCCUCCCCAGAGGGCUACUUCACCCUAGGGUCUUGCCAAGGUAGAGAAACUGAGGUUGGAAAGAUGAAAUGAGCUCCCAAGGUCACAGAUGCCAACAGAAUUCAGCAGAAGCGACUAUUGCCGAGUUCUGAGCCUAGGCCUCAAGAAACCUUGCAGCUUUUGCUCUGAUUCUCUUAGAACAUUUUCACCAUUAUGUGAAGGAGUCCAACUGGAGAGAGAGGCCCAAACAUGCCAGCUGAGGCCAUCGUAGGCCAUCAGGCCAAGCUGCCAGCUGACUGCAGCCAGUGAGUCCAGGCUCCCGAGAGCUGCGAUGCUCACAGAGGCGCGGAGAGCUUAGCCGAGCACUAGCCUGCGGUAGCGGCAGCCUCUUCACCCACCUCUCUCCAGCCAUGGGGCUCCCUAGUGGGUCUCUCGCGUCCCUCCUCCUCUGCCUCUUACUCUUACUCCAGGUUUGCUGGCUGCGGUGCGCGGCCUCCGAGUCGUCUCAGACGGCCUUCCGGGGUGCCGAAGUGACCUUGGGGACGGGAGGCGCGGAGUUGGAGCCCGGCCGGGCGCCGGGGAAAGUUUUCAAGGGCUACCCUGGGCAAGAGUCAGCCCUGCUUAGCCCCGAAGAUGACUUCACUGUGCUGAACGACAGAACAGUCCAGGAAAGGAAGGCAUUGAAGAUCUCCCCAUCCAAACGUAUCUUACGAAGACGCAAGAGAGAAUGGGUAGUCCCACCGAUAUCUAUCCCUGAGAAUGGCAAAGGUCCCUUCCCCCAGAAGCUGAAUCAGCUCAAAUCUAAUAAGGACAGAGGCACCAAGAUUUUCUACAGCAUCACGGGGCCUGGGGCAGACAGCCCCCCUGAGGGCGUCUUCACCAUAGAGAAGGAAACAGGCUGGUUGUUAGUGAAUAAGCCACUGGACCGGGAGAAGAUUGCCAAGUAUGAGCUCUUUGGCCACGCUGUGUCAGAGAACGGCGCCUCAGUGGAAGAGCCCAUGAACAUCUCCAUCAUUGUGACAGACCAGAAUGACCACAAGCCCAAGUUCACCCAGGAUGUCUUCAGAGGGAGUGUCUUGGAGGGGGUAGUACCCGGCACUUCUGUGAUGCAGGUGACAGCCACGGAUGAGGAUGAUGCCAUUAACACCUACAAUGGGGUGAUUGCUUACUCCAUCCAUAGCCAAGAGCCAAAGGACCCUCACGACCUCAUGUUCACUGUCCACCGAAGCACAGGCACCAUCAGUGUCAUCUCCAGUGGCCUGGACCGGGAGAGAGUCCCUGAGUACACACUGACCAUCCAGGCUACGGACAUGGAUGGGGAUGGCUCUGCCACCACGGCAGUGGCCAUGGUGGAAAUCCUCGAUGCCAAUGACAAUGCUCCCGUGUUUGAUCCCCAGAAGUACGAGGCCCGUGUGCCUGAGAAUGCGGUGGGCCACGAGGUACAGAGGCUGACAGUGACUGAUCUGGAUGCUCCCAACUCACCGGCAUGGCACGCUACCUACCGCAUCUUGGAGGGUGAUGACGGGGGCCAUUUCACCAUUACCACCCACCCUGAGAGCAACCAGGGUGUCCUGACAACCAAGAAGGGCUUGGAUUUUGAAGCCAAAAACCAGCACACCCUGUAUGUUGAAGUGACCAAUGAGGCUCCCUUAAUGGUGAAGCUUCCAACGUCCACGGCCACCGUAGUGGUCCGUGUAGAAGAUGUGAAUGAGGCACCUGUGUUCAUCCCACCCUCCAAAGUCAUCGAAGUCCAGGAGGGCAUCUCUGUCGGGGAGCCUGUCUGCACCUACACUGCACAGGACCCUGACAAGGGGAGUCAGAAGAUCAGCUACCACAUCCUGAGAGACCCAGCCGGGUGGCUAGCGAUGGAUGCAGACAGUGGGCAGGUCACUGCUGCAGGGAUUUUGGACCGUGAGGAUGAGCGGUUUGUGAGGAACAACAUCUACGAAGUCACAGUCUUGGCCGCGGAUGAUGGGAGCCCUCCCACCACUGGCACGGGGACCCUCCUGCUAACACUUAAGGACGUCAACGACCAUGGCCCGGUCCCCGAGCCCCGUCAGAUCACCGUCUGCAACCAAAGCCCUGUGCCCCAAGUGCUGAACAUCACAGACAAGGACCUGUCCCCCCACACCUCCCCUUUCCAGGCCCAGCUCACACACGACUCAGACAUCUACUGGACGGCAGAGGUCAAUGAGCAAGGAGACACAGUGGCCUUGUCACUGAAGAAGUUCCUGAAGCAAGACACAUAUGACGUGCACCUUUCUCUGUCCGACCAUGGCAACAAGGAACAGCUGACGGUGAUCAAGGCCUCUGUGUGUGACUGCCAUGGCCAUGUGGUGACCUGCCCCAAACCUUGGAAAGGGGGUUUCCUCCUCCCCAUCUUGGGGGCCAUCCUGGCUCUGCUGCUCCUCCUGCUGGUGCUCCUCUUAUUGGUGAGAAAGAAGCGGAAGGUCAAGGAGCCCUUGUUGCUCCCGGAAGAUGACACCCGUGACAACGUCUUCUACUAUGGCGAAGAGGGGGGUGGUGAAGAGGACCAGGACUAUGACAUCACCCAGCUCCACCGGGGUCUAGAGGCCCGGCCUGAGGUAGUUCUUCGAAAUGAUGUGGCGCCAACCUUCAUCCCCACACCCAUGUACCGUCCACGUCCAGCCAACCCAGAUGAAAUUGGCAACUUCAUUAUUGAGAACUUGAAGGCAGCUAACACGGACCCCACAGCCCCGCCCUAUGACUCCCUGUUGGUGUUCGACUAUGAGGGCAGCGGCUCUGAUGCCGCCUCCCUGAGCUCCCUCACCUCCUCCGCCUCUGACCAGGACCAAGACUAUGACUACCUGAAUGAGUGGGGCAGCCGCUUCAAGAAGCUGGCAGACAUGUAUGGUGGUGGCCAGGACGACUAGCCCUCUGGGCCAGCAGAGCCAGGGCAUAAACAUCAGGCCGCAGCUGCACCUUCAAGGGGUCUCAGUCCUCCCUCAGCCAAGGACUUUGGAGCUGUUGAGAAGUGGUCUUAGUGACCUGAAGGGAAGAAGCCUCAAGUCUGACAUUAGAGGGAGGGACAUGGGCAGUCUGACUACUCAGCCUGGGCCUGGGGUGCCUCGGAGGCUGAAUUUCCAGGACACUCUUCUCUACCAUAAAAUGCUCAGCCCUGUGUCCUGGGCUUGGACUGACUCUGACUUCCCCAUGAUAAUGUUCUGUCCGGAAUGGACCCUUCUCAGAAGAGGCCUCUUAUUGCAACCUGGAUUUUUUUUUUUUUUUUUUUUAAUGCUGUUUUCAAAAAAGUUAGAGGCGGGUCCUCAACUGUCCCUUGGAGCCCUCCAGAAGCCCAGGCCCUCCGAGCUGCUCGGCUCCUGUGCCCUCGUGCAUUCCUCUCUGAUCUCCAGGCCCCGAGCCCUCCUCUUUGAAUGGAUUACUGCGUUUUUAUACUGAGCGCGUCUAGGUUGUCCUUUAUUUUUUAUUUUCCCUGUGGAGUGCUGUAGAUGAAGGGUGAUGACAAUCAUGUAAAUGUACUAGAAGUUUUUAUUAAAGGAAUUUUUGCCAGAGA